This is a messenger RNA of Mercurialis annua (annual mercury), 2425 nucleotides long. RefSeq names its product root phototropism protein 3. The coding region runs from base 328 to 2334 and encodes 668 amino acids. The transcript has 4 exons. Gene Ontology annotation, molecular function: protein binding. The record is from RefSeq and is a predicted model, not a curated record. Lineage: Eukaryota; Viridiplantae; Streptophyta; Magnoliopsida; Malpighiales; Euphorbiaceae.
AGAAAGAUUAGAAGCUGGAUAAUCAUAAACUUAGCAGAGCUCAAAAGAAAUGAAAUGCAAAACAAUUCAAAAUGAUCCAAAAACAGUGCUGAAAAUUCUGCCCAUUUCUUCACAGCCUGUAAUAUUAUGAUUAUUAGACCUUAAAAAUCCACAACAAGCCGACAAUUAGAAGAUAAAUCCAAGCACCCCAUGUGGAAUUUUUCUUUUUCUGCUCAACUUUCAGUGUCAGACUUUGCAGCUUACUCAUUCAUUCUCUGCUCCAGUUCUAAGUUUCAGAGUCUUUAGCUUUUCUUCCUCCCCAAGUUUUGUUUUAGUUCAUCAGCCAUCAUGUGGGACUCUGAGAGUGAAUCUGUUUCUGGUAGAGAUUAUGGCAAUGGAGUUCUUACCACUAGUAAACAUGGUGUCAAGACUGAUGGAUUUGAACUUAAGGGUCAAUCAUGGUUUGUUGCUACUGAUGUUCCUAGUGAUCUUCUGGUUCAGAUUGGAGAUGUUAAUUUCCACUUACACAAGUAUCCUUUGCUGUCGCGGAGCGGAAAGAUGAACAGAUUAAUAUACGAUUCGCGCGAUGUAGAGCUGAACAAGGUUGCCUUAGAUGAUAUUCCAGGCGGACCGGAGGCAUUUGAGCUUGCUGCAAAGUUCUGUUAUUGUAUUGCAGUUGAUCUAACAGCAGCAAAUAUCUCUGGCCUGAGAUGUGCAGCAGAGUAUCUAGAAAUGACAGAAGAUUUAGAAGAAGGCAAUCUUAUAUUCAAAACUGAAGCUUUUCUAAGUUAUGUAGUGUUAUCAUCAUGGAGAGAUUCUAUAUUAGUGUUAAAAAGUUGUGAGAAACUCUCACCUUGGGCAGAGAAUCUUCAGAUUGUUCGAAGAUGCAGCGAGUCGAUUGCAUGGAAAGCGUGUGCAAAUCCGAAAGGGAUACGAUGGGCAUACACCGGGAAACCCCAAAGAGUUUCUAGUCCGAGAUGGAACGAGACAAAAGAUUCAAGUCCUAGUCGAAAUCAGGCACCAGUACCUCCGGAUUGGUGGUUCGAAGAUGUCUCGAUUUUAAGGAUCGAUCAUUUCGUUAGAGUCAUUACAGCAAUCAAAGUAAAGGGCAUGAGAUUUGAAUUGAUUGGAGCUGCAAUAAUGAAGUAUUCAGCAAAAUGGCUCCAUGGUUUGAUCAAAGAAGGCGCGGAGGGUUCUGUCAACGAGGGGAGCAAUAGUAGUACGAGUAGUGGCAGCAGUUGGAAAGGCGGACUUCAUAUGAUCGUGGCCGGAACUAAAGACGAGAUGACUCCGACUGUUCAAGCCAAAGAUCAGAGAAUGAUAAUUGAGAGCCUAAUCAGCAUAAUUCCUCCGCAGAAGGAUUGCGUGUCAUGCAGCUUCCUUCUUCGCCUUCUGCGAAUGGCUAACAUGUUAAAAGUGGCACCUGCAUUGGUCACCGAGUUAGAAAAACGCGUCGGAAUGCAAUUCGAACAGGCAACAUUAGCAGAUCUUUUAAUUCCUUGUUAUAGUAAGAGUGAGACUAUGUUUGAUGUAGACCUUGCACAAAGGCUUUUAGAGCAUUUUCUGGUUCAAGAACAGACGGAAGGUUCGAGUCCAGGUAGACAAUCAUUUUCGGACCAAAGGGGUACUGCUAAUCCAAAUGCUAAAAUGAGAGUUGCAAGACUUGUUGAUAGUUAUCUUACAGAAGUUUCUAGAGACAGAAACUUGUCUCUAACAAAGUUUCAAGUACUUGCAGAAGCUUUGCCUGAAUCUGCAAGAACCUGCGAUGAUGGGCUUUAUCGAGCUAUUGAUUCUUAUCUUAAGGCUCAUCCAACGCUCUCCGAGCAUGAAAGAAAACGCCUUUGCCGCGUAAUGGACUGCCAGAAACUAUCAAUCGAUGCAUGUAUGCACGCAGCUCAAAACGAAAGACUACCGCUACGAGUUGUGGUACAAGUACUCUUCUCAGAACAGGUAAAAAUCAGCAAUGCACUUGCAAACAACACUCUAAAAGAAGCCGGAGACUCGCAGUACCAACCGAUGAUACCGAAUCGGAAAACGCUCCUGGAAGGGACUCCACAGUCAUUUCAAGAAGGAUGGGCAGCUGCAAAGAAAGAUAUUAACACACUCAAAUUCGAACUUGAAAGUGUGAAAACUAAGUACCUUGAACUUCAGAAUGACAUGGAGACUUUACAGAGACAGUUUGAUAAGUUAACCAAUAAGAAACAGACAGCAUCAGCAUGGAGUACAGGAUGGAAGAAGCUGAGCAAAUUUACAAAGACUACAAAUUUGGAAAAUCAUGAGUUGGGAUCUCAGAUUGCAGGUAAUACAGAACAGCCUAGAAAGACACCAAGAAGAUGGAGAAAUUCAAUUUCUUGAAAGACAAGUAAAAAAACGCUUUUGAAACUCCAAAAAUUUAUAUUUAUAACUUAUAUUUAUAAAAGAUAUUGUUUUACGGUUUUCUGUUUCA